CAAGGUCAUUAAUGUCAAAUCUAAAAUCCAAAUCAUAUGCAGGUUAUGUUGCCACGUAAUUUUAGCUAAAAAUUGAUCUGGAUAAUAAAAUAUGGGCAACUCCGAGAGUGUUGAUAUUCCUGGAGGUGGAACUGAUGGAUAUCACAUACUUCGGGUUCAGGAAAACUCUCCUGGUAGUAGAGCUGGGCUGCAGCCCUUCUUUGACUUUAUUGUUGCUAUUAAUGGAACUAGAUUGGAUAAGGAUAACGACACACUUAAACAGAUUCUCAAAAAUGGAGUUGGAAAACAAUUGCCAUUAACUGUAUACAGUUGCAAGACACAAAGUAUCAGAAGUAUUACUAUAGAACCCAGUGAUUCAUGGGGUGGACAAGGGCUGUUAGGAGUGAGCAUAAGGUUCUGCUCUUUUGAGGUUGCUAAGGAAAAUGUUUGGCAUAUAUUAGAGGUUCAUCCGAACUCUCCGGCGUCUCAAGCAGGUCUGAGGCCUUUUUCAGAUUACAUAAUUGGAUCAGACGCCAUUCUACAUGAAAGUGAAGACCUUUAUAACCUAAUCGAAAACCAUAACGGUGUCAGCCUCAAGUUGUAUGUGUAUAAUUCAGAUGAUGACAGCUGUCGCGAGGUAACUAUCGUUCCCAAUUCCCACUGGGGUGGAGAAGGAAUGGUGGGAUGUGGAAUAGGAUAUGGAUAUUUGCAUCGAAUUCCUGUUAGAGGAAACGUAGCGCCACCACCCACGACAACCAUAUAUCCAACAGUGAAAACAGUAACCGCUGAAAGUAUGAUACCUAAGAAUCAGACGACAGAUCAAGUUCAGAAUUUAGUUCAGAGUACAGCUGAGCUUAGUUUGAAUUCUCAGCAAACUACUUCUACAACUGAUGUACAUCAGAAUAUAACACAACCAGCUCUUGCUGGUAAGGUGGAAAACCACGAACAUUCCAGUUUGUACAGUUCGAAUUUACCUGCUCCUUCUUCUAUUCCUAAUUUCAAUACCAUUGCGCCAUAUUCUUCGACUAAUUUACCCCCCUUCGAUAUAUCGAAAUUUUCACAAACUCCAACAAUGCCUGUAAGCAGUCAGGUGGAAACCACUUCUCAGGUACCAAUGUACUUUCCUCAACCGCAGAUCCCUACAAUACUGAAUCCAAACCCACUAGUUACUACUAAUAACGUGGCUGCGUACAGCUAUCCCCAAGCACAGCCUGUUUACAGUCAUAUACCAGUACCUUCUUCUCAAGUUCAAGGUCAGAUUCAGAGUGUUCAAUCCGACAAUUUGAACAGUUCCCCAAAUUUCAGUUCCCCAACAUCAUUACCUCCUCCACCAUUAUCAGGGUUUCAACCAUACCAAAAUCAACCGUUGAUUUUUGAUCCAACGAUAGCUGCUCAAUCAGCUCAGCAAUUAUUGAGCGGAAACAUACCAGUCACUAGUUAGAAUCUAUUCAAAUAACAUAUUUUAUUACAGCUUCUAUAUUGUGGCAGAAGCAACAAUCAUUAUUUCCAACGUUCACCUAUUUCCAUCCAUUGAAUAUAAAUGAUGGCUGAUUGGGUUUGCAAGAGUACUAGUCAAGUGAAUCCCGACUAAAAAUUAUAUAUAGAGCUUUUCAAUUGGAGUUUGCAAGGGGAUCUUGGCAGUGAAAAGAUAUAUAGGAGAUGUUAGAUUUGCAAAUUUUUUAAUUUUUCAGUAAAAUUCAUCAACAAUUGGGAAAUAACUGUGAACUGAAUCUGCUUCACAUUCAAAAGUUAUUAAGACUGCUGCUGAAACUUCCAGACAUAUCGGAAUUAAUGUCUCAACAUAACAUUUUUGAAACUUCAAAGUUGAGUCAUACAACACUAUUUGUAAACGAGUCUGAUGAUUCAUUAAGAGUGCAAAUUAUGAACAUAUUUUCAGCUUUAUUCCAAUUGAAAAGAAAUACAGCCAAAAAGGAAUUUGUGAUUUUUCUGUUUCGUACAUCAGUACAUUCGAAAGAGUUGGAGGUUAUUUUUUGAUAACAUUUGAUAGGAUCCUAAAAUACUCAACUCUUCCCGAUUUAACCCAACUCUAUAUCUUUCCCUUUAUGAGAUCCCCAUGCAAAAAAAACAUUUUUAUUGUGGUGAAUAUUUACAAUUUAAACAAUUUUUUACUUCUGUGCAAUUCUUGAAUUAAGUUUCGGAAAGCCUUGAAAAUGCAUGUGAAAGGUGUUUCAUUCGGUAAAUUUCAUAAAAUAUGGUGAUAAGUUUUCAUGAAUUUGAUAUUUUAUUAAUGUUGUUUUGAAUCAGAUUUAUAUAAUUCGUUAGGAUUAUUUUCUCAGAUACAUGUAUUAGGUGUUGCAAAUAAGUCAAGAUUAUGAAACUUGAUUGUCAUACAAUUCUAUUAAAAAUUUUGUAAAUGUAAUGGGUAGAUUGCCUGGCAAUGUUGGAUACGCCUAAUUUUUCAGAUUUGUAUUAUCAUUUGGGCUUCAUGAUUUAUGUACCGCUCUGCUUCAGACAUCAUUUGAAUAUUAACUUUAAUUAUGAAUGAAACUCCUUUGAACUAUUGGCACUGUCUGGUGUAUGUGAAAUUUAUCAAAGUAACUUAUUUUUUCUGAAUUAAAUAGAUUUUUGAGUGCUGUCGCUUCUUUAAUUUGUAGAAUCACUGAAAUGUUUUAGUAGUUUAUUGUCUGACCAGGAGAAUGAUUCAUAAUUUCAAUUUGAAUUCAUCUUCUUCUUGUAACUAUUCAUAUAUUCACUCAAGCUUAACAGUUUCUGUAUCUGAAAAUAUCUACUGAUAUCAAAGUGUUGAAACAUUUUA
Molecule: messenger RNA, 2755 nt
Organism: Leptinotarsa decemlineata (Colorado potato beetle)
Lineage: Eukaryota; Metazoa; Arthropoda; Insecta; Coleoptera; Chrysomelidae
Gene: Grasp65
Product: Golgi reassembly-stacking protein 2
Biological process (GO): Golgi organization
Cellular component (GO): Golgi apparatus
Molecular function (GO): protein binding
Source: RefSeq, a predicted model, not a curated record